CACACUUGUCUCUUUCUCUCCCUUUCAGCCCACACAAAAAUUUGACCGCUCCUACAAAAAGCCACAAACUUUUCCGCAAAGUAGAACUAAAAGCCCAAUGAAUCUACCCCGCCACUGAAUCCAAUCUUGUAUAAAACACAUACAAUUAAACACAAACACAAAAUUUUCCCACUUGAAACACCAAGCCUUUCCUUUCUCUCCCAUGGCUCUGGUCACCUCACGACCAUCCAAUCCCAAAUCCCAAAUUUCUCUUCCUCUCCGCCGCACAACUCGCCGGUUUGGAAGCAAUGUAGUCCCUCUCCGGCCAGUUUCUCGCCUACCCAUUUUCCCAAAGUCGGGUAUCAACGAGCAAAAGCCUGCAAAAGUAGUGAAAAGCGCAAAACGUUUGACCCAUUUUCUGCAUGCCAAUUCCAAUGGAACAGUUAAGGCGAUCCCCAAUGCGGCAUUCGGAGAAGCCACGGAGGCCGAACCGGAGCCGCCGGUGGUGAGUGGGAAGAGGAUUCUGUUGUCGGACGUGGUGGUGGAGAAGCCGAGGAGGGUCUUUUGGGGAAGGAAAUGGAAUUCUUUGGAUAUGGGCACUGCUGGGGUUGUUUUGGCAACGCAUUUGCUCAGUCUUUUCGCGCCUUUCCAUUUCAAUUGGGGUGCUUUUUGGGUGGCCAUCGCUUUGUAUGUCGUGACUGGACUCUUUGGAAUUACUCUGUCUUUUCAUAGGAACCUUUCUCACCGGAGUUUCAAGCUUCCCAAAUGGCUUGAAUACUUGUUUGCCUAUUGUGGAGUUUUGGCUCUUCAGGGGAAUCCAAUAGAUUGGGUGAGCACGCAUAGGUACCACCACCAGUUUUGUGAUUCUGAGAGAGACCCACAUAGCCCAACUGAAGGUUUCUGGUUUAGUCACAUGAGUUGGUUAUUUGACACCAAUUCUGUAAUUGAAAGGUGUGGAGCACCUAACAAUGUUUCGGAUUUAGAGAAGCAGCCAUUCUAUAAGUUUAUGCGGAGUUCUUACAUUCUUCACCCAAUUGCUCUUGGAGUUCUGCUGUAUGCAGUGGGGGGAUUUCCAUUCCUGGUGUGGGGAAUGGGCGUGAGGGUUAUAUGGGUGUAUCACAUCACUUGGCUGGUUAACUCAGCUUGCCACGUUUGGGGGAAGCAAGCGUGGAAGACCGGUGAUCUAUCCAGGAACAAUUGGUGGGUGGCAUUACUUGCAUUUGGAGAAGGUUGGCACAACAACCACCAUGCUUUUGAGUACUCAGCAAGACAUGGGUUGGAAUGGUGGCAACUUGACAUGACUUGGUGUGUUGUGAGACUUCUCCAAGCCAUUGGAUUUGCAACUGACGUGAAGGUACCUAAUGAGACUCAGAAGCAAAGAAUGGCUCUGAACAAUUGAAGCAUGAUUGACAAUCGAGAUGAUCAUGUAUGCUUAAGUAUAUAAUAUAUAUACUUAUAUAUAUAUGUAUGUAUAGUACUAUGAGAUGAUCGGUUAGGCAGCGGAGAAACAAAUAAUUCUGAAAUGAAGAGAAACAAAUCAAAUGCAGAGAAUCCAAAUUGCAGUUUAGCAAUACAUUUGAUUUUAGACCAUAGCAGUUAAGCCGCCGCCAUCAUCUUCCAUAUCCGCACCGAAUCGCACCGCCGAACCAGAUCCUUUGCGCAUCGCCGUCACAGUUUGCUCUUCGGCAAACGUAGAGCCGCCCUUUCCUUGUUGCGCCACGGUCAGACUCGCUGUCCUCUAAAACCCAGGCAUUCGCUGCUAGCCACUGAAGCCGCCGGAGCGUCCUCCUCCUC
This is a messenger RNA of Morus notabilis, 1773 nucleotides long. Its product is annotated as palmitoyl-monogalactosyldiacylglycerol delta-7 desaturase, chloroplastic. The transcript is spliced from 6 exons. Gene Ontology annotation, cellular component: endoplasmic reticulum membrane. NCBI's taxonomy places the organism in Eukaryota, Viridiplantae, Streptophyta, Magnoliopsida, Rosales, Moraceae. Gene Ontology annotation, molecular function: oxidoreductase activity, acting on paired donors, with oxidation of a pair of donors resulting in the reduction of molecular oxygen to two molecules of water. Gene Ontology annotation, biological process: lipid metabolic process. The record is from RefSeq and is a predicted model, not a curated record. The coding region runs from base 203 to 1378 and encodes 391 amino acids.